Molecule: messenger RNA, 360 nt
Organism: Alternaria triticimaculans
Lineage: Eukaryota; Fungi; Ascomycota; Dothideomycetes; Pleosporales; Pleosporaceae
Exons: 2
Coding region: 1-360 (119 amino acids)
Source: RefSeq, a predicted model, not a curated record
AUGGUCGUCCUCACAUCCGUGCAAGUCGUCGACAUUCUCGGCGUCCUGCAGACCAACAUCAAUACCACAAUUACCCUAGCCGACAUCUUUAUCGCUAUCAACCGUACUGCUACGCCAGCUAAACAGAACGAUCACUUGGCGCAUUUCACCCAGCAACCAAAUGGCAGUUACAUACUCAGUCCCCGGUCGGGCUUUCGCACUAUGGUCGGUGCGUAUAACCAUGAGCUGAAGAAGAACUUCAGCAAUUACAGAGACAACUGGCCUGAUUUCUGGACCGGGCUCCACGAGAACCCGAUUCCAAGUGUCUUGAGUAAUCGAUACGUUGUAGAUGCGACGCCUGAAAAUCCGAAUCCUACCUAG